This is a messenger RNA of Symbiodinium sp. CCMP2592, 1314 nucleotides long. The record is from the annotation of a GenBank genome assembly. NCBI's taxonomy places the organism in Eukaryota, Dinophyceae, Suessiales, Symbiodiniaceae.
AUGCCAAACACCCAGCAGGAGCUGGCCUCUUGGGUGGCUUACGGGCCACGGGCCCUAACUCUCCUCGCGCGGCUGCGGGGCCUAGAGGUCUCCGUGGACCUGCUCCGAAAGACUCAGCUCGGCCGCCUUGUUCGGAGAUAUCUUCACCAUGAUGAGGUCCAAGUCGUCACCAAGGCCAAAGCUCUGAUCGAGGACUGGAAACUCGUCCUCCGAGAGCAUCUGACUCGUGCCAAGGAAGCGCCAGCAGCCGAAACGAAGGUGGCAGCGCUGAAGGAGUCAGAGAGUGAAGAUGCCGCUGAGUCAGGACCCAGCAGCAGCAAGGUGGAGGACGAAGCGCAGGGCUGGGUGCAGAAGGAGGCCUUUCACCAGUACCGUGGCAAGCGCGAGAAGUUUUGGGCCUUUACACUCCGCAGGCCCUUUGGCAACGACACCUGGGUGCUCCAGGUUCGGGUGGCACAGCCCAAGAAAGUCACGCAGGAGGUGCGGGACAAAAAGCUGGAAGAGAUCUCGGAGCUCUUGUUUCGCAUGGCCGCGGACACAGGUGCUAUUCGUCCAGACACUUGUGAGGCCGGGGAGGAGAACCUGAAGACAUUGGGACGGCUGCAGCGUCUGGAGAAACGCUUCAUCGGCAAGGGAGUUACUGAGAGUGAAGCGCGCAAUGCCCUCCGCCUGUUCGAGCGGGAGUUGUCCAAGGCGAACUGGACGGCAGACAAGUUUGAGAAACUGAAGAAGCAGCUGGCAGGAACGGAAGAGUGGUCUGCCGCUGAUCUGGUCGCCGAGAGCUCCAUCCGUUGGGAGCAGAACAAGCGUCGCCAGGCCUGGAUUGGCCAAAUAGUUGCUGCUGCACGUAAUCCUACCAGAACUACUACCACCACUACCGCGGCUGCUGCUGCUGCUACUACUACUACUACUACUACUACUACUACUACUACUACUACUACUACUACUACUGCUAGUACUGCUCCAGCUGCUGCUGCCGCUCCUUCUCCUAGUCCUGCUAAUCCUACCACUCCUAAGUAUGCUGCUACAACUGUUAUUGUUAUUCUUAUUACUACUACUACCACCACCACCACCACCACCACGACUACUACUACUACUACUACUACUACUACUACUACUGCUACUACUGCUACUGCUGCUACUACUGCUACUACUGCUACUACUUCUACACUGCUACUAGUGCUGCUACUGCUACUACUGCUACGACUGCUACUGCUACAACUGCUACUACUACUGCUCUACUGCUACUACUGCCACUGCCACUGCCACUGCAGCUACUACUGCAGCUACUGCCACUGCUACUGCUACUGUUAG